Messenger RNA from Chaetomium globosum CBS 148.51, 1038 nucleotides. RefSeq lists its product as uncharacterized. NCBI's taxonomy places the organism in Eukaryota, Fungi, Ascomycota, Sordariomycetes, Sordariales, Chaetomiaceae. The record is from RefSeq and is a predicted model, not a curated record. Bases 1 to 1038 code for a protein of 345 amino acids. The transcript has a single exon.
AUGAAAUGCCGCCCUAUCGAAACACUCGUUUACGAGUACAUGUUCCCGAAGCCCCGGCAAUCGGACCCCCAAAAUUUCCAAGCCCUCCUCCAGAGGUAUCUGAUUCUCGAAGUCCGGCAAGAAACACAUUCGUUCUACGGCCACUUGGAUACGCCCGAAGCGAAGUAUCCGGGCCUCGACUACACGCACCCGAUUCACCGCAUCCGCCUCAGCAGGUGGCCGUGGCACCGUCGCCUCUUCCGUGCGCUUGAUGGCCUGCGCUUGACGUCCGCCGAAAUCUCGGGCCUGACAAAAUGGGAAGGCACAAAAUGGGCCAAGGAACGAUUUGAGCGGGACCAGGGCAUUCUUAUCCGAGACACCACGGCCGACGGGUUUCCGAACUACGCCGACCCCGACGACCCCUACUCUGCCCAGUCGCAGCGCGGCAGAUCGGAGGAGACGGAAGGACCGGUAGAACCGGAGGACGGAAUCGAGGAGGAAGAUGACGAAGAUAAUGAGGAAGAGAACGAAGAAGACGAGGAGGACGAGGAGAGCGACGGCGAACUGGAAAGCGUCGGGGUGGCUUUGAACGAGCGACUCCGACAACGGGUCGCCAUGCGAAACAUGUCCGGAGACAACACGAUGCCGCUCGACGAGGAGUGGGAGAACUGGCUGAAACACGCCAUAGAAUCAGGCGAGUUGCCUCAUGUGGCAGACCAAAUUGCCAGGUUUCCGGGGCCGCACAGCACGCUCACCGCCGACGACAUCUUUCCGCCGCGGAUGAUGGCCGCCGCGAGAGCCGGCCACUGGGACGAAAUACCGGACUUCCUGCACGACAUGAUUCGGCAGGCUCUCCAAUCGGGGCGCAGGCCUGUACAGUCGUCUGCGACAGCGAGCUCAAGCUCACGACCCUCGAUCAGAUACUCGAACGUCCUGAACACACUCACAAGAGUCGGCGUGUAUCCUCCGCGUGCCGACGUUCGCCCACCAGAAUCCAGCGGUCGGCGAACAACACAAUCCGAGAGCCGACCUCAACAGACGGCGCAACCGGGGGCUUAG